CCGCAGAAGACCGCAGGGGACUGCAGGGAGGUAGCAGCGCUCCCGCCCCGCCUGCAGCGGCCUCGCACAGGGGGACCCCCUCGGGGAUCCCCACACCCUGGGGCUGAGCCCAGACUGGGGGAAGGAUCCCUGCCACCGGGAAAAGCCUUUUCCUCCAGGAGCGGGUCUGGAUCCCCCAGCCUGGUUGGGGGGGGACCUGCUGCCAUGGGGGUUAAAGCAGAACUGCCCAGGUAUGAGCUGGGGUUCUACGCUCUCGUUGUGACCUGUGCUGUGGUCUACAGUGGCAGUGGGAUCUUCGAGGCAUCCAGAGACAGCAUGAACAGGAAGGCUUUUCGGGAUGGCAUAAAGCCAGGCUGGCACUACUUUGGCAGGAAGAUGGAUGUGGCUGACUUUGAGUGGGUGAUGUGGUUCACCUCGUUCAGAAACGUCAUCAUCUUCGCCCUCUCGGGACAUGUCCUCUUUGGCAAGAUCUGCUCCAUGACGGUGCCACAGCACCGGGCUGUGAUGUACAUGCUGUAUGGGAUCUCGGCCGUGCUGGGCAGCAUGGGGCUUGUCUACCUGAUGAUCAUCCUCUCCCACUGCCUUGUCCUCUACUCUGUCGCUCUGGCCAAGCAGAAGUGGCUCUGCUACGUGGCUGGACUCUGCUGUCUCGCCUCCUUCAAGGUGGAGCCAUUCAGCUCGUGGCAGAGUGGCUUUGUAACAGGAGCUUUUGAUCUUCAAGAUGUCCUCUUCUAUGGAGGAAGCAGCUUCACUAUCAUGCGCUGCAUGAGCUUUGCACUUGAGAGCUCUGAGAGGAAAGAGGGCAUCUACUCUGUCUUUGACCUCCUCAAGUACAACUUCUACCUCCCAUUCUUCUUCUUUGGGCCUGUCAUGACAUUUGACCAGUUCCAUGCCCAGGUGAGCACCAGAGAGCUCAGACGCAAAGAUGACGAGAUGAAGAGCAUCCGGGUCCAUGCCCUUCUCCACGUGGGGGCCAUCGUUGCUGUGGACAUCUUCUUCCACUUCUUCUACAUCCUCACCCUCCCUUCCGACGUGAAGUUCAUGAACCGCCUCUCAGACUGGUCCUUGGCUGGCCUGGCCUACUCCAAUUUGGUGUAUGACUGGGUGAAAGCUGCUGUCAUGUUUGGUGUCAUCAACACCAUUGCUAGACUGGACCACUUGGACCCCCCUCAGCCCCCAAAAUGCAUCACCAUGCUCUAUGUCUUUGCAGAAACGCACUUCGACAGAGGGAUUAACGACUGGCUGUGCAAGUAUGUGUAUGAUCACAUUGGAGAGAACCAUGACAACAUCAUAAAGGAGCUUGUAGCCAGCAUUGCCACAUUUGCCAUCACCACCCUGUGGCUGGGGCCCUGCGAGAUCGUUUACAUCUGGUCUGCCAUAAACUGCUUUGGCCUCAACUUCGAGCUCUGGGUGCAGAAGUUCUUCCAGCAGAGAGUCUUUGCCAAACUGGAGGCUAAAAUACCUGAGGCCAUGUCCCGGCGGAUUAGGGCAGUUUUUGGGGCAGUGAAUUUCUGGGCCAUUGUCCUCUACAACAUCCCAGCCCUCAACAGCCUGGAAUUUGCACUGCUGGUGACCGAGAGGCUCCUCCUGACAGGUUUCCCUGUCAGCACCUUGUCCAUCUGGUUCAUCACAUACUGUGGAGUGCAGCUGAUCAAAGAGCGAGAGCGCAUCCUGGCCAUUGAGGAGGAGAAGACUGACAAGGCAAAGGUGGAGUAGAGGAAGGCAUCAGCAGGCUUUUCCCAAAGCCUCAUCUCCCUUCCAACCACUGCUGCCAGGCCAGCCACUGGCCAGGGCUCUCUGGCUCUCCAAGCACUCCUGACAAUCAGACUGCUGUAGCUCACCCGUGUAGAAGUCACCUGGAGACCAAAGGUCACUCUCUUGCUGCAGGAAAGAUCUUUCUCUAAGCCAGAGUGGGUGUUUCACAGGCUGCCCAUGCAUGACAGACUGCUGAGGCAGGCUUCCAGGACAUUUCUUCAACACCAGAAAGAACCAUCCCCAUCACUUCUCUGACCCUUUGACAUCGUGCAGGCUUGGAGAUUUCACCCCCUGCUUCCCAUGACACUUGGUCCACCAACACUUGGCUCCGAUGCAGGACCUGUAGCCUACAUCUCCCAGAGGGGACUCUCCAAGUCCCACAGCUGGACAAAGACCAUCUCUAGGUCACUUCCAGCCCAAGCAUCCCAUGCUUCUUUCAGCAUCCACUGUCCAGUGUUCAGCAUCUCUGGUUGUGCAGCAAGGACUCUCAGAGGGCUCUGCAUCAUCUACACCUGCCAAGAGGCCAAUAAAUAAACAGAGCAAUCCUUAGAGCAACGGGAAGGAGGACCAGGACCAGCACAUUGCAGGGUCAAUACGUCCCCACUGCUGUCAUAGUGCAGUGACAGCUGCUGCCACCUCUGCAGAACAGGCCCCUUCAGUGCUAAAUGUCUUGGGAAAAGAAACAAAGGAGAUUGAGUGUCAGCCUCAGGCACAGUUAAUGAGCAUGCAGGAGCCAGACCUGCUCCACAGCCAUCAUCAUGACCAGGUUGCCCAGGGAGUGAGUGUGCUGAAGAAACACAACACUUGACUCACAACUGCUUGGCCCACAGACCCCACUUCAGUCUCUAAGGGCCUCCCACUGCUGGAUCUGAGCCCAGUGUGGCCACCAUGACCAUCCUGCUGUGGUAGAUAUCCUGGGACUCAAAGCAAAU
This is a messenger RNA of Pogoniulus pusillus (Red-fronted tinkerbird), 2687 nucleotides long. It is a transcript of the gene HHATL, whose product is annotated as hedgehog acyltransferase like. Gene Ontology annotation, cellular component: endoplasmic reticulum. The record is from RefSeq and is a predicted model, not a curated record. NCBI's taxonomy places the organism in Eukaryota, Metazoa, Chordata, Aves, Piciformes, Lybiidae. Gene Ontology annotation, biological process: negative regulation of N-terminal protein palmitoylation. The transcript has 12 exons. Gene Ontology annotation, molecular function: acyltransferase activity. Bases 205 to 1716 code for a protein of 503 amino acids.